UUCCGGACAUUGCACUGCAUGCUUGUGUGGUGCACCAUGUUCCGACACUUCUUCCGUCUGCAUAUGGCGUUCUCCCUCGUGAUGCUGGUUCUGAUGGCCGUCAUGUCCGUAGUGUUCAUGUACCGGAGCAUCAAAUACGACGAAAAAACACUCGAGGACUCGCUACAGGCUCUCAACACGAAGGUACAACAGCAGCUACUAGAUUCGCCGAAACUAAAGCGACUACUGGAGCGAAUGGAUGCCGAGGAUAAGGCGAACACAGCCCGAGAGAACGAACCGAGAACACUAGUUGGUACCGACACAGUGGGCCGAGGACGGGUUAAUGACGCAAGCAAGCAUCAAGAUAAAAGUACACGGUCGGAAAGCGAGAGGGCAGUGAUAAAAAACCGAUAUGACCCGAGUAUACGACUGGAUGCCGAUAGUGCACCGAGUGAGGAGCGAGAUUCCCAGAAAAUUCAAGAGGAUACCGAAAGUGGAACGAGUCGGAACCAAGAGCGCUCAAUUGCACGACAAGACAACGAGAUCGCCGCGAAUCAAAUCCGAGACAACUCAGGUGCACGACAAGACAACGAGAUCGCCCCGAAUCAAAUCCAAGACAACUCAGUUGCACGACAAGACAACGAGAUCGCCGCGAAUCAAAUCCGAGACAACUCAGGUGCACGACUGGAUGUCGCGAUUGUCCCGAAUGAAAAGCGAGAGGUAGCGACCAGCAAUCGGGAAAAUAUUAAUCUAGAUGAGAAAGCUCCCAAAAAGAAGAGAAAAAGUCUGUUGAUAUUUGGUCAUGAUCGGUCCGGGACGACCUUCCUCAGUCGGAUGUUUAACGCAGACCCCAAGAUCUUCAAUGUCUAUGAGCCGCUUUGGGUGACUCAACACAGUUUCAAGCCGAGCGCCGGUGCGCGAGAAAUACUGGAUGUCCUUAAAGGGUUGCUAGGGUGCAAAUUCUCGACCACACCCAGUGGGAUCACAUUCCUCGCUAACAUUUCCGAAUGGUGGUCGAUACGCGUCAAUAGUAACGCCAUGAUGUCACGUCAUUUCUGCUCCAUCAGGGACGGAAAAGGGGAAAACUGCCUAGACAUGUCGCGGGACUCGAAACGCACGGAUCGAGUCUGCCGGGAAGAGUACAAACACAGCGUGACGAAGAUCGCAACGGCGCGCACUCCACAGCACAAGAUCGCCACCCUGUUGCCAAGGUUACUGGAUGAGAACCCGGAUGUAGAUAUUCGAGUUCUCCACGUGGUCAGAGAUCCUAGAGGAAAUGUUCAUUCAAGACUCAAACUAAAAUGGUUCCCGGACCACCCCCACCCGCGAUUCGAUGGGAUGGUGAAAGAGAUUUGCGACGACAUCGUAGAAAACAUGAAAUACGUGAAGAAACAAAAAGAGAUGGAUGCAAAGGAGGGAAAGAGGAAUAGAUUUAUGACUGUGACUUAUAGAGAAAUUGCAGGUAGCCCCUUAGAGACGGCGAGGAAGAUUUAUGAUUUUGCUGGGUUUCAAAUGGAUGAUGCGCUAGCACAAUGGAUUAAGAAAAGCACAAAACCGAGUAAAGAAACUCUGAGAAAGGAGUUGGAACAGCCGUACUCACACGUGAGGAACGCGACAGGAAAUGCUGACCGCUGGCAAAGAGAGUCGCCAGUAGGACGCGUGCGCGCCAUAGAGAGAAUUUGCCAACCGCUUAUGCGGCUACUAGGGCUGAAGAAAAUGGAGACACGUGAAGAGGGAUGAAAACCCAGAAAAAGUGGAUGUUGGUGCUAGAUUGCCACACUUAAUAAAACAUAACGCUCAAUUUCAAAUAAACUACGGCAUCUGAUACCCGGGGAGCAGCGAAUACAACGUGUUGUAUACGCCUGUUUCAAAUUAGAUUGCACUUGAUAUCACAAAUGCGCAGGGGCCGGUUCCUGAAAGGCCGAUUAACUUAACCCUCGAUCAGCGCCUAAUCCCGGGUUAAAAUUCGCUAAUCGUAGGUUAGCUAACCGACGGAUAACUCACCGUUCCCGAAAGCCAAGUAAUCCCCCGAAUUACUAACCCUGGAUUAAACGAGUGAAAAACUGGUUUGAGGAGUAAAAUUCACACAGGGUACCCAGUAUAUCAACAGAAAGCAACUUAAAUUUACCUUUGGUGAUUUUAUUUUCACAGAAAAGCCCCAAAACACCUCUACAUCACCUGUAAUUACCUCCAUUUCAUGGCCAAAAAAGUGUCAUUUGCAGGAUUCGAGUUGGUGCGUGACACUAGCGAGACAGAUUCAUUUCAAGUAUAAAUUUCAUGUAACUUUCUGUCUGUCCCAGCACAAUUUUCAAGUCAGCAUCGCAACGAAGGUCACAUAAUAAAGCGAAAUGUUAGGAUAUUUGAUCCCUACAUUGUUUUGUGUAACGUCUUUUUUGUCGACAACUUUAUUUUAUGAAGCUUUAGUUCUACUACAAAGUUUGGGAGGCCUGUGUUUCGCCAACUAAACAGUGGGUUAGCGAGUUAACCCACCUCGCGAGCAGGGUUAGAUUUUACCUCCAAACUGACCCAGAGUUAGCGCUAACCAGCGUUUCGGGAACGGAACUAAUCUGGGGGUAAAAAUUUAAUCGUGGGUUAGGGUUAAUUUAACCCUGGGUUAGCGCAAAUCGGCUUUUCAGGAACCGGCCCCAGAGCGAAUAAUUGUGUAACAUACAUGAUCGUAUCUGUCUGAACAUAAAUAAGGCAUUAUACACCCUCUCCUUACAUUGUAAUUAAAACACCAAGAAACGACA
Molecule: messenger RNA, 2729 nt
Organism: Nematostella vectensis (starlet sea anemone)
Lineage: Eukaryota; Metazoa; Cnidaria; Anthozoa; Actiniaria; Edwardsiidae
Product: carbohydrate sulfotransferase 6
Exons: 2
Coding region: 19-1719 (566 amino acids)
Biological process (GO): N-acetylglucosamine metabolic process; sulfur compound metabolic process
Molecular function (GO): N-acetylglucosamine 6-O-sulfotransferase activity
Source: RefSeq, a predicted model, not a curated record